Molecule: messenger RNA, 4917 nt
Organism: Sebastes umbrosus (honeycomb rockfish)
Lineage: Eukaryota; Metazoa; Chordata; Actinopteri; Perciformes; Sebastidae
Product: catenin delta-1-like
Exons: 22
Coding region: 420-3233 (937 amino acids)
Biological process (GO): cell-cell junction assembly; cell-cell adhesion
Cellular component (GO): plasma membrane; adherens junction; cytoplasm
Molecular function (GO): cadherin binding
Source: RefSeq, a predicted model, not a curated record
CAACGGCUACAAACGGCUAAAUAACGGCUGAGUUGGUUUAAAAAUGUUGCUUAGCUACGUAGCUAAACACACGCGGCUAAAUGUCUGUGUUUGCUAUGCUAACGCUAGCCUUAGUCUGUCUGUUUGGCACGGCUCUCUCUCUCAGUCGGGUUAUUGUGAUGCUAACGUAGCAAGACAAGCUAAACCAGGUCAUACUGGGUGCUGCUGAGCGAGCAUGUUCUACACCAACUAGGCUGGUUUGAUCCUCAACGGUCAGGCAUGUAUCUGUGGCCAUGGAGCGGUAGCACCGGUCCAUUCCUCCCUCUUUUUGGGCUUGGUGGUUCGGUGACCUUCUACCCAUGAGCAACUAGAGCUCAACCUCUGACCUUGGCGUGAUCUCUCACCUCUUCUACCAAACCACGCCCACAGGUGAAGUGUGUAUGGAGCAGUGUGAGAGCGCAGCGGCUCUGCUGGAGUCGGUCAGGGAGCAGGAGGUGCAGUUUGAACAGCUGACCCGGGCGCUGGAGGAGGAGAGGAGGAGAGUGGGCCUCCCCGCCACCAGCCCCUCGGCCCUGGGUCGCCCCCUCCCUCACACACAGAACGGGCGUUUAGGGGAUGCAGACAUAGAACGACUGAAACUGACUGACUCAUACUUAAACGGCACACAGUACAGAAUGGUGGACCCUGCGCACGGCGCUCUAGAUGAGAGCUACACGCCGGAGGACGACUCCCAGGAAGUGCACUCAGUCUUUUCUGAAGAGGGAACCGCACGGCGGCCAGACAAUGGCAUGAAGAAACCAAUCUCGCGCACAGUCCUGCCCUCUGACUCCAUGUCCAUUGACGGGGGCUUGUCGGUGUCCGGCAUGGUCAUGGGCGGCUACAGCGCCACACUUGACCGUCCUUACAGGCAGCCCGUACCAGCAGACUACCCCACGGCCACAGUGCCCAGGAACUACCACUAUGCCCCUGUAGUGGGUUAUGAGGACUACCGGGGAGGCCCACCGUCAGAGGCAUACACUAGCCUGAGCAGGGGCUCGCACAUGGACGAACGCUACAGGCCAGUUGACGGCUACCGGACCCUGGACUCUGGCUACCGGGCCCCAAGCCGCCAGCAGCUUGACCCGUAUGCAGCACAGCCCCAGGUGAGUCGGGGAAUGAGGGCCCUGGGCUCAGCGUUGGAGGUGCGGUACGGCCACAGCCCCAGCCCCUAUGGUAUGGAGGAUGACCAGCGCAGUGUGGGAUAUGAUGACUAUGGCAUGGGGCCUCCACCCAUGCACCCUGGAGGCUACGGCACCAUGCCACGCCUAGGGCCCGGCCCCGCGGGUAUGGACAGACGAAGACUGAGGAGCUGUGAGGAUACUUUGGAUGGUGACAUGGGAGGAGUAGACCCUUACGCCUGGGGCAUGACCGUGCCAAUGGAGAGGGGGAGCAUGGCUUCGCUGGACAGCACACUGAGGAAGGCUCCUCCUGGUUCAUGGAGACAGCCAGAGCUGCCGGAGGUCAUCGCCAUGUUGAACUACCGUCUGGACCCCGUCAAGACCAACGCUGCCGCAUUCCUCCAGCAUCUCACAUUCAAAAAUGAUAAGGUCAAGUCGGAGGUGCGUCGCCUGAAGGGCAUCCCAUCCUUGGUGUCACUGCUGGACCAUCCCAGCAAGGACGUACACCACUCGGCCUGUGGAGCACUAAAGAACAUUUCAUACGGGCGAGACCAAGAGAACAAGAUCGCCAUCAAGAACUGCGAUGGCGUGCCCGCUCUGACCAGGUUACUGAGAAAAACCCACGACCAGGACCUCACUGACACUAUCACAGGCACCUUGUGGAACCUCUCAUCCCACGACUCAGUAAAGAUGGAGAUUGUGGACCACGCCCUGCACGCCCUUGCCGACGAAGUGGUCGUUCCUCACUCCGGCUGGGAGCGAGGGAGAGACGAAGGAGAGGAAAGCUGCAAACCACGCCAUCUGGAGUGGGAGACCGCCUUGACCAACACAGCUGGCUGCCUUAGGAAUGUGAGCUCAGAGCGCAGCGAGGCCAGGCGAAAGCUGCGAGAAUGCACAGGAUUGGUGGAUUCACUCAUGUACAUUGUCCAAUCACAGAUCAACCGCAAAGAUGUGGAUAAUAAGUUGGUGGAGAACUGCGUCUGCCUCCUGAGGAAUCUGUCCUAUCACGUUCACGAUGAAGUCCCCGGCAGCACCCGCUACAAAGAGGCCGCGCCCCUCAACCAGGGGCCCGCCCCCGCUAACAAAGGCGGCUGCUUUGGCUCUCGAAAGGGCAAAGAUGAGUGGUUUUCAAAAGGAAAGAAGGAUGGAGAUGAUGGGAGCGGAGAUCAAGUCGACAUUCCAAAGAGGACAACACCUGCCAAAGGUUACGAGCUGUUGUUCCAACCAGAGGUGGUUCGUGUUUACACAUCGCUGCUCAGAGAGAGCAAGAACCCCUCGGUGCUUGAGGCCGCUGCCGGUGCCAUCCAGAACCUGUGUGCCGGACGAUGGACUUAUGGUCGGUACAUCAGGGCCACUGUGCGUCUGGAGAAGGGUCUUCCCAUGAUGGCGGAGCUACUGGCUCAUGGCAAUGACCGUGUGGUUCGAGCAAUGUCCGGAGCCUUGAGGAACCUCUCCAUCGACAACCGUAACUGCCAACUGCUCGGUUUGCAUGCAGUGCCUCACCUUGUGGCCAACCUGCCUGGAGGCCAGAGUCAGUCUGGGCGUACUCUAUCAGAGGAGACGGUGGUGUCUGUACUGAGCACGCUCACUGAGGUGCUAGGCAACAGUGUGGAGGCAGCAAAGACGCUCCGAGCCUCGCAGGGCAUCGAGAGGCUGGUGCUCAUCAACAAGGACGGCAAGCGCUCAGAGCGUGAGGUUCGGGGGGCCGGCCAGGUACUGCAGCUCGUCUGGGCCCACAAAGAGCUGCGCAAGCCUCUUGAGAAAGACGGCUGGAAGAAGACGGACUUCAUGGUCAACCUCAACACCACCAACGGCCCGAGCACCCGAGCCAACGGAACCUAUGAAGACAGCACCACGCCACUGCUAGACAGAGGGGAAAAGAGAGACAUGAUUCCACUAAAUGACCUCGGCCCUGAGGCCUACUCUACACUGGACCAGAGGGAGAGGAGACACACUCUGGAUGAAACCACAGACACUUUACCGCGAGGGGUGUAUGGGGGCAGAAAGGGCUCCUUGCCCCUGUUGGACUCCUACGAUGAAAAACUGAUAGUGUGCAUCACCCAGACUGGGCCGUCCCUGCCCUACCACUGCUACUGAGGAGAGAAGAUCCAGAUGCACAGACUCUCUCCCUCUCGUCUCCCCCCUCCUCCUCCUCCUCCUCUCCUCUCUUUCUCUCUAUCACCACACAGAUGGGAUUAGAAGAUGAGGGUUGGCAUCCAAAGAAAGAGGCCGCGUUGCAGGCAAAACGUUUCACACACACGUACAGAUACAUACACACACCUACUUUUUACGACUUCAUUCAAUUGUAGCAACAGAAAUAUAUUCCGUUUUUAAAUUAUAAUUCUCCUGUAAAGGCAAUCACCUUUGUUGACAAUCAUUUGAUUCCAGUGUUGUCAUCCUGCUUGUUUUUGUUUUUUUCUUGCUAUUGUCAACAUUUCGGUAAAUUUCGUCAUGCCAACACCCGCAUCCUGAUGAUGAAUUUGUACGUAGACUUCUAUGUAGGGUAUAUACUGUAUAUAAAAAGAAAAUGGGAUGACUGCAUUAGUUUUGGCUCAUUAAUUUAAAUCGUCCCUUUACUGGGAUUGAUGGGAGGUUUGGGCCAACGGCCGCCCUGUAGAUUGAGAGUGUUGUUUAUAUAGGAGUUAUUUUCCUGUCUAGAGUUAUUUUCUCUUGGUUGGGACGAGCACAGGUGUAGACAAGAAGAGGGCAGGUGUGUGUAUAUUUGUCAUACAGUAAGCCUGUGGCCGUGUGUGUGUGUGUGUGUGUGUGGAAAAUGAAUAUGGACCUUGGAGUGAGUGUGUUUUUGUGUGUGUGUGCACGGACCAGACCCAUAAGACCAUAUGUUGAUUAUUUCAUCUGUUCAUGUCUGUUUUCAUGGUGUGCUCCUCCUCCUGUGACAAAGCUUUUUUUGUUUCGUUUGGUUUUCAGUACCAAUUGCCUCUUUUUAGUGUUUGAGAACUUCAUUUCCACCAGUGAAAGAAACAAUUUCAGCUGCUGUGUUUUGACUUCUCUGUCUGGAUUUAGCCAACGACACCAGUACAACACAACACUGAAAUGUGAAGCUGGAAACAUCAUACACUACUAAACCACUAAAACAUUUAGACAUCCUGCUUCAAACCAUUCCUUUCUCUACUGUAAAAGAUUCACACUAUAGACACAACCUACUUUAUUCUUCAUUUAGAAAGAGACAAACACUUCAGGAGGGUCUUUUUAGAAUAAUUAUCUCCUCUUUGAAUCUUUAAGAAAUCACUACUUAGCUUUUUUUUUUUUUUUUUUUGCAAUAUAAUCGUUCAUAUAGGCCUUCUUGAUGGGCCGUUUUACAAAACAUUUAAAUAGUUUGAGUUUUAACAGACAGAUUGGGAAAAGAUACUGACGUUUAAUUUAAUUUAGGAGGUGGACGAAAAGCACAUUUUGGUCUAUGAUCCAUUUGUUUUUAUUAUUCUUUGUUGUAUUUUUUCCACUUUGUGUCAGGUUUGUUUGUAUUUUAUUUCGGGUUUGUAUGUAUGGGAGCGGUGGGUGAGAGCAUUAUGCAAUUUGUUUAACUUUUUAGUCCCAGUUUUAUUCAUGACGGUUGUUUUUAAGGCAAAAGAGACCAAUCAUCUUUGUUUUUGUUUUUUUUUUUUACUCUCCACACACAGUAUAUUUGUAAUGUUGCCUAUCCAUGUAAAAUUAUGAUGUACCAUUCAUACCUGCCUUGGCUCUGAGAAGUUGCUUUUUUCAGUAAAGUAUGUAACUGGUAAUACUGUUGUUUUUAUAAAUAAAGAUCUUUUCUUAGACCAGA